Lucilia cuprina (Australian sheep blowfly) is the source of this 3181-nucleotide messenger RNA. RefSeq names its product serum response factor homolog A-like. The record is from RefSeq and is a predicted model, not a curated record. Bases 1991 to 2518 code for a protein of 175 amino acids. The transcript is spliced from 3 exons. Lineage: Eukaryota; Metazoa; Arthropoda; Insecta; Diptera; Calliphoridae.
ACGACGAAUAAACUUCGCAUUCAGUUUGAAUUGUGUCCUCGUAAUGAAAGGAUAUUCGUUACAUUGUUAUUAAGUUGUUAUUAUUUUGUUCAGUCUAACAAAAAGAAAAAAGUUUUAAAAAGAAAUUAUAUAUGUAAAAUCAAAAAAUUCUAAAAAAUCAAAUCAAAAUAAAAGAAAAUAUUCUUUGAAAGAAAAUAAUCUAAAAAAAUAAGAUUCACACUAAGGUUUUGUUGUUUUUUUUAAGAAAGAAAAGAAAGCAUCUUUACUCUAACACUACUACAACUUACUACCACAAGCCGUAUACAAAUAAAGUUCAAAAUUUCAUAAAAAAACAAAAUAUUUUUUUUUAUUACAAUUAAAUAAUUUAUUAUAAAAAUAAAAAAAAAUAUAUUAUAAUCAAAACGUACUGGCAAAGGAAAAAGUGUGAAUUAAAAAAAUAAUUUAAUAAAUAAAGAAUUCUUAAAAAUAAAGAAUACAAAGAAAAAAUUAAAUUAAUGUUUGAAAAAAAUCAAAAAUAAUUAAAAGAAAAUUUUUUAAAGCGCAAAUUAUUUCAUGGUAUUUUGAAAAAUAAAUAACAAAAUUAUUAACUAUCAACUAUUUCAUUGGUCUGUGAUAAGUGAAGGUCAAGCUAAAUAAAAUUUUGUUAAAAAUAAAAAAACCAAAAAAUUUAAAACAAAUUUUACUCCUUUCCCUUAAACUAAAACACAAUUUUUUUUAGCAAAGUUACACAUUUAUGUUAAUUAAACAUUUAACACAAAACACAAGUGCGGUUUCAGUCUACCAAAAAAAAAAAAAUUAAACAAAUGCGUAAAAGUUUUGGAAUUAUUGAAAUAAUAAGCAAUAUUUCCAUAAAUAAAUGAAACAAUUAUAAAACACAUAAAAACCACAUUGAAAACAAAACUACAAUAAUAACAACUAAAAAAAUUUCGUGAACCAUAUAAAAAAAACUUUUUGUAAAACCAAAUAUUUUAAAAACAAACAAAUAUUUAAUUAACUGCCUAAGCAAAAGUGCAAAUUAUCCCUCGAACAAAAAAAAGUAAAAUCAUUUAAAACUUUAAUUUUUCAAAAAACAUCAAAUUGUUUUAAACAACAGGAAUUACUACCCCGAAAAAAAGUAAAUUUAAAAUUCUUUGUUUCAUUUUCGUAUACAAAUAAUUUGUUAUUGCCAUCAACGCGAACAUUUUACCACUUUGUAAAACCACAACAUCCACAUCAACAUCAGCUAUAAACGUACGUACAUAUAUAUAACUACCAAAAAUAUACAUACAUAUAAAACAGAUUAGUACACGUCUGCAUACAUUUACAUGUUAAACGCAUACUAUAGCAAGAACUACGAACAACGGCGCCUACACCACUACUACGGCUACCAGACAACUACUAAUUCUACAGCUACUAACUACCACUGCUACUAAACAUUAUUACUUCAGUGACUGUUGUGUGUUGCAAAUAAAAUAAUAACAACACAGGAAAGCACUCGUUAAUCCCGUCUAUUGCAAAUAUAUGUACAAACUCACAUACUUGCUUUUACUACUAAAAAAGCAAAACGAAUAAAAGAGGUUGAAAAAUCAGCAGUUGAAUAUAUUAGCAUACCUUGACUACAUUAAUAUACGUGAACAUUAUAGAAUUAACAUUGUUGUUUUAAGUACAUGUGUAUAUGAAAAGUGUAUACAUUGUAUAUCUGUCUAACUGUAACUUGACCGCAAAACAUCAAAAGCAUUACAAACAAAAACAGCAACAACAACAGCAAAAUAGUAGAAUACACAUCUCUAAAUAAAAAUUUAGAGCAAGAAAAAAGUAAAUAAACAAACGGUUUAACCAAAUAACGGCAAAAAAGAACUAACUCCUACACUUACACCAGCUCACGCGACACAACAUCGUAGUGUAGGUGUACAGUAAACAAAAAUAAAAAAAAAAAAAAAACGAGAAAGUUUAAAACACAAAUUCCGAGGUAAAAGAGAACCCAGUGUUGUUUAGCAAAAGCAAAGCAAAAAUGUUGGCAAUGCCCACACUCAUGAUGCCAGCCACAGCACAAAUGACGCUUAGCAGUCAACCACUAUCAGUUGGUGCCCCACAUGCUAAACCAUACGAAACUAAAUUGCUGGCCAUACAUCAGACUCACAUAACACAGCAGCAGCAACAGCAAACGCACCAGCAGGCCAACAAUACCAAGCAGCAACAGCAGCAACAACAACAGCAGCAGCAACAAAUGUCGGCCAGUAGUCAACAACAGCAACAAGCCCAACAACAGCAGCAACAACAACAAGUCGCUGCUGCUCAACAACAGGCUGUUCAGCAACAACAGCAACAGGCCCAACAACAGCAUCAACAACAGGCAGCUGCUGCCGCUGCUGCUGCAGCUUGUAUUGCCCAGCAGCAGGCUGUAGCUGUGGCUGCUGCUGCAGCUCAACAGCAACAACAAUAUCAAAUACAUUCUCAACAACAAUCACCACAACAGGCAUUGAGUGCUUCACCCAAACAAGGUAAGUUGAUUUAUUGCAAUAAAACAAUUCAACAUUGAAUAAAAUUAUUAUACGUAAGUAUAGAAAAAUGUUUAACAAAUCUGAGAUCAUUAAAAUAAAUUCCCUUCCCGGUUUCAGAGUUGGGAUUUAGAGAUCAUCCCUUAUAUUUACAAGGAAACCUUAAAAUGGUAACCCUUUUUCUUGUAUAUACUAUUUGUAUAUAAAAAAUAAACUAGUUUUGUAUUUGCCGCUAGUUCUCACAACAAAAUAUUCCUUUUCUUAACACAUAGUUAUUUUGUUGUUAUUGCUUUUUGUUGCAUUGUUGCUUUAUAUGUAUUGCAACAAUGUAUACAUUAGCAAAAAAAUAAUAAAAGCAAAAUACUUUCCUUUACAUACUUAUAGAGGGCGUUAGAGUAGUUUUUUUUUAUUUGUUUAUAUUGUUUUUGUUUUUACAAUGAAUUUGAGAAUGAGAGUAUAUGAGUUUAGGUUAAUAGUUAAAAGCAGUAAAUACACCAACAAUGCACUAGUAAUGAUAUUCAGUAUAUUUUUACUCAUACUACCAACAAUAUAGGUUGCAUGAAGCAACAAGAACAAAAACCGGAAGCUGACGAAAUAUUCAAAAAGCCGAUGCUUUAUACUGCGCUUGCUGCAACAACAAAAAUAAACUUUUUAUAUAAAAACUCAUAUACAUACAUAUAUACCGACUUACUGCAUGUUGCUUG